CUAACAACCGAUUCUAGGAGACCAACGGGCGAACCGGUAGAUGAACGGCAUGGCGAUGACUUCCACGCAUUAAUUCACCCCGAGGCAAAUGACGAGGAAGAGGAAUCCAGGAGACAGGGCUGGGCCUACGGGGACCUGGAAGAAGACAAUGUUUGGGGCCGGUAGGUAGCAAAGAGCGAGCUUCAGGACCAAUAAAGUUGCAUGUGUGGUGAUUGCGCCUGGAAAUAGUUUCGAGAUCAUUUUAUUUCUGUGAUGUGGAGGAGACCUGUACUGUAUAAAGAAAGGGCUUGUACGAUGAAUGAAGAUGAGGCUAGUAUACCCGAGCCAUGUGCUUUUUUUUUAUUAACCCACGCUCUUUUUUCUGUCAGGGGCAUUUGCGUAACGAGCCCAGAGCAAGUGAUGAUGGAUGAUGUGACGGGGUUUCCUGUCACUCGGGCUGAUGGUUGGUUCCCCCCAGCAAAUGACGGCCAGCCAUUACGCGCCCACCACGCUAUCUUCCGGAUUGAUAGGAUGAUAGGAGGACUGACAUGGUCAUCAUCAAUGAUGGCUGAUCGACAGCCCGACACGCUGGCGAGGAGAGGGGAGACUCGAGAGUGGAAGAAAAGGGACUUUUGCUUCCCCGCUAUUGGUGUGCCUCAUUUGAUUAGGGCAACAGUAAUGGCACCACGACCGUCACAUCCUCUGCCUCGUCCUGCCCCCUCAUUAGUCCAGAGGAAAUGGCUGAUGCUCGAGCUUCUAUCUGAAGCAAUCUCGUAGUUUGUACGGAGUAGUUAGUCUCUUUGUGUGUGUGU
Molecule: messenger RNA, 791 nt
Organism: Aspergillus fijiensis CBS 313.89
Lineage: Eukaryota; Fungi; Ascomycota; Eurotiomycetes; Eurotiales; Aspergillaceae
Exons: 1
Coding region: 253-756 (167 amino acids)
Source: RefSeq, a predicted model, not a curated record